AUGCCCGAAGAGGAAUCGAGGAUUACAAACAUGCCCAAAGAGGACAGUGAGGACUACAAACAUGCCCAAAGAGGACAGCGAGGACUACAAACAUGCCAAGAGGACAGCGAGGACUACGCAAUCCUGGUGGAGUCAGACCAGGUGAAUGAGGGGGGCAUCAAGCAGGCGUCCAACUCUUGUCCCGACCCGGGGGAGCCAGAGAACGGCAAGAGGAUGGGCUCCGACUUUAGGCCUGUGUCACGGACACUGAGUUUAUGUACAGGCCUGUGUCCCGCCAAGGGCACUGCGUUUUCAUACAGGCAUGCCUGGGGUCAGGACACUGGUUUUCGCUACAAGGCCUGUGGCUCCAAGACCAUCACCUGUCAGAGGGUGGCCGAGGUGUUCGCUGCCUGGAGUGACCACCGCCCCGUCUGCAAAGAGAUCGACAAGGAGAGUUGUGGUGACCCUGGUACGCCCCUCUAUGGAAUAAGGGAAGGUGACAGCUUCCUGAAUGGGGGCAUCCUGCGCUUCGAGUGUCAGUUUGGGUUUGAACUCAUCGGGGAGAGGACCAUAGCAUGCCAGAACAACAACCAGUGGUCGGCCAACAUCCCCAUGUGCAUCUUCCCAUGCCUGUCCAACUUCACAGCGCCAAUGGGCACGGUAUUAUCACCCGACUACCCAGAAGGCUACAGCAACAACAUGAACUGCGUGUGGCUGAUCCUAUCGGAACCCGGCAGCCGCAUCCACCUGGCCUUCAACGACUUUGACCUGGAGGCGCCUUACGACUUCCUCACCGUGAAGGACGGAGAGCUGCUGGACGCCACCGUCCUGGGACGCUUCUCGGGGGCCGAAUCCCCCUCCCACCUCGACAGUAACACUAACAUACUGAGGCUGGAGUUCCAGGCYGACCACUCCAUGGCCGGACGAGGGUUCAACAUCACCUACAGCAGUAGGUUUCACCUUGAUGUUGCGUUCUGUGCUGUCCUUCGUUUGAUUUGACCAUGUUAGUUGAUU
Salvelinus sp. IW2-2015 is the source of this 993-nucleotide messenger RNA. The record is from RefSeq and is a predicted model, not a curated record. NCBI's taxonomy places the organism in Eukaryota, Metazoa, Chordata, Actinopteri, Salmoniformes, Salmonidae.